AUGUCAAAUGACCCUUUCCGAAAAACCUGCCUCGUCUCAUACCCAGACCCUGCUGACCUCCCUCCCUCCCUCCGCGAGAAACUCAACAUCCUCCCCUUCCGCCGUAACAUCAUCCACACGAUAACUCAAUCCCGCGGCCUUGCUCCCCACCUCAUCAGCCUCGUCGGCGCUUGCUUCGACGGAAAACAACGCAGCCUGCCGGUACUAGACUGGCAACUGAUUGUUCUGCGGGUCGCGACGGUCCUCGACUGCAAGUAUGAGUGGGACGUGAACCUCCCCGUCUCGGAGGCCCACGGGAUGCCGCAGGAUAAGAUACAGAGGAUUGGAUGUCCUGCCUCGAGUGUAGUCAGUGGCAAGGGGCCUUGGACGGAUCGCGAGAGAGUACUGUUACGGUUGGUAGACGAGCAGUUGGCAAAGUAUACGAAUGCGGAGGAGACGAUUCGGGAGGCAUUGGGGUGUUUGAGCGAGGGGGCGCUGGUGGAGGUGUUGAUUGUUAUCGGGCUAUAUGCGACGUUGGCGCGGUUGAUAAAGGGGCUGAGGAUUGAUGAUGAUCCUGAGGUUCCAGGACUGAAGGAGUUGAUUGGGGGUGCUAUUACGGCUACGGAGUGA
Messenger RNA from Aspergillus melleus, 609 nucleotides. Its product is annotated as carboxymuconolactone decarboxylase family protein. NCBI's taxonomy places the organism in Eukaryota, Fungi, Ascomycota, Eurotiomycetes, Eurotiales, Aspergillaceae. The coding region runs from base 1 to 609 and encodes 202 amino acids. The transcript has a single exon. The record is from RefSeq and is a predicted model, not a curated record.